Molecule: messenger RNA, 2580 nt
Organism: Plutella xylostella (diamondback moth)
Lineage: Eukaryota; Metazoa; Arthropoda; Insecta; Lepidoptera; Plutellidae
Source: RefSeq, a predicted model, not a curated record
CAGUCUACGCAGCUCCGACCGGCGCGCGGCGAGUCAGCCUCCGGAGCGCACCGGAACUCAGCUCCCGUCUCACAUCGCGACUAAAAUUCAAAAACAGAACAUCCUGGCCACUAACAACAGAAAAAUAAAAUAAAUAACACUUCCGAUUGCCAUAGAGUAUUUAAAAAUGAUGUUCUUCGAUCCCGCGUUUGAAUUUCGAAAAUAGAACUCCUAACCUCAUUUUCGAAGACGGGGUAGUGUGUGAACGUAAAUUGGGUAUUUUAUUCGUGAAACAUUUGCUUUGUGUUUAUCUUUUUGAAGGGAAAAGUGUGUUCUGGAUUUCCUCCUGCAGAUCUGAGGCAAGUGACAUCCCGGAGUGACCCUCGACCCACUACAAUGUGAAACUGAAAACUAAAACAGGAUGAAAAUCAAAAGGACUUCCUAAACACCAAAACAAAAUGACGAACGUCAAAAUAAAACUGAUGUUUUUUGUUCUAAACGCACUUCUAACCGCAGAUUUUGUUCACGCCAGGCCCUACAACUCUAGCAACACUGACCAAAUUUACUUCAACAACACUACUGGUGAAAACUACAGCAUACCGGUCGAGGUUGACUCUGACACCCUGGUCGUGGCCAACGAUGAUCAAACACAAGAACAACAGAACAAGAAUUCUAAAACAGCCAUGGACUCUAUGGUAAACGCAGAGCAAGGUAGAGACGAACUCAUCCUCUCAAAAAAACAGCAGAAAGAGCCAGCUAAAGCACCAGAAAUACCAAAAGAGGACGCCGUGGCUCUAGAGAAACAACUCAACAUAUCAAGUCCACUUCUAGAAGAGAUCAUCGACUCAGAAACGGGAAGAGAAGAAACGUUGACUGACAUCAUGUUUAGGCCAGAAUUGGAAGGACCAAGAUUUGAAUUCCUGAUAUCUGGUAAAAUCAAUGAUACGGGGAACUCCAGUGUUAUUAGGAUAGGUGAUAAUGAGUUAGGCAAGUUUGAUAAGAACACUAGUGAAGUGAUAAAGAAGAGUGAUUAUGUAGAGUUGGUGGCUGUUGGGAAGAACUCUAAGAUAAGUGAAAAUAAAAGUGCAUACAACCUGCUGAAUAUCACGGGACACGAGGUGGAGAAUGACUUGGAUCCAGACCCAAACUUCCUGUCCGUGUUCGCAGGGUACACGGACCUGCAGACGCUGUUCCUCGCCUGUGCUGCUACCCUGCUGCCACUGCUCGCCAUCCUGUUCGCUACUCUGUGUGUCAGAUGCCUGAUCCGGCGGCUGUGCCCGCGCUCGUGCCGCUCCUCCGUCUCCACGGACUCCGAGAGCAGUGACCAGAAGGCUGAUAAUAACCAGCGUAAGUCCGUAGACGCAUCCACCAACACGGCGGACCGCACGCUCGAAACCGACUGCGACGCUCCGGCGGCUAACGGCUCCAUCAUCACCAUGACCCUCAAGAACAACCACCUCAUCGUGGAGACGGAGGAAAGGAGUGACAUCACCAGAAACGGGCGCGAGACCAAGAUGAAGUACUCCCCCGACAACGACGGCAUCUUCGUGGUGGAGGUCCAGCAGUCCGCCGUCUACCGCUCCAGCUCCAAGUCUCUGAACUCGCCGGCCCACGACCCGCAGAUCUCCACCAACCAGGCCCUCAUACAUCGGGUCCCGGAAGAAAGAGACAACAAGAUUGUAAAAACUCUUAGCAUUGACGAAGGAAGCGAGAGAAGCAGCGACAGGUUUGAGAAGGGAAAAGGUUUGGCCCUUUCCAAUACUGGUUUGUCAAUUUCUGAUCUCAGCAUGUCGUCUAUAGGAUCACACAAUGCCAGCUACUCCUACGGAAGCCAGGUCGGCUACGAACAAGGCCCGUUCGGAUACCCAGUUUACGCCGGUUACGAUGUGCCGAAAGAGUAUAUAGGCGACGGAAUCAUCCACGAUCACUCCCGCGAACCUCUUAUCGCUAAGACACCAACUGACCCUGACAAGCCGGUGGUUACUGCUGCUAUAUUCAAGCAGGAUUCUAUAAUAGGAAGUGAUGCCUUGCAAGGGCCUGGGUACUGUAUCGAGGGGUCGAGCGACGGACCACUGCUAUCUGACGUGCAGGCCAGGGAGGUCAGUCUGCAGCACAUCCAUGACCAAAUGGAGAAGAAGUUGGAAAACGGCACUGACAUCCAUGUGGUGGAAAAAGUUGAGAGUCCUAAAAAGCAGCUCUGUAGAGCCGAUAGCUUACCAAUGAGGCUGGAGAACGAGAAACCUCCCGAACCAGUUAUAGAUAAAACGGCACCUAUGGACACGAUCACAGAAGAUGAAACUGCUAUAAACAACGCGAUGUUGAAAGGAAAAAGAGCGUCCCUUCCUAUUAUUAGGACGGAAAUGUACGAAUCGGUGAAAGAUGCCCUUAUACCGACGGGGUCGCCGAAAUUCGAGAAGUUUGCAAACGAAGUGUCUCCUAGCGAUACCUACGCUGACAACCCGCCACCCAUGAUCACCAUCACUGAGGAAGAAUCCCCAAAACACGAGAACGGCAGUAGUUAAUAAGAAGUUGAUCGGUAAGAAUAUUAAUUAAUUCAAACAUGUGAUGUUCCGCAGAAUUUCGAUAAUCGUUUGCUUCCGC